ACUCCCAACAUAUCAUAUAUUAUUCCCUUUACUCCUUGGUCCUGUUCAUGUUUGUUUAGACACCAUUCCCUCUUUCAUAUCCGUUGGUACGCUUUAUAUGUAUAUAUACUUCCAACACACUCAAAGAUUGUACAUUGUGUCUUCAAACGAGAGUAUUCACGGGAGGUCGAAUACAGCAUAUGAAAAUGGCGGGUGAACCCACCAGUUCCGGGCUUGGGCGCCCAUGGAGGCUGCUAUUCAGAGGGAGGGAUACCGAGUCCACUGAUCAGGACAUCCCUACCAGCGAAAAACCGCCAAAACCGACAUGGACUAUGGGUAUUCUCAAUGACAGAGAGACUAUUGAGGUUCCUGGGUCUGUCCUGUUACUCUCCAAGGAAAGAAACGAGCCCCUUGGUCUCCGGAAUCAACCGGCUAGAACAUCUCACUCAUCUCUUCCUACCGGCAUGCUACCGGAGCCGCCAAUGUCGCCUGUCAGAGAGGAGCAGAAAAAGCUCACUUCGGACGGCCAGAUCAUCCUCGAUCCGCAACCGGACGAUUCUCAUAAUGACCCGUUAAAUUGGCCGGCUUGGCGUCGUGAUUGUGCUUUGCUCUCGCUGGGGCUUUUUUCUAUGGUGGGAGGAGGCAUUACGCCUAUUAUCGCGGCCGGAUUUACCGAUGUUGCUCAUGAUUUUAAUGUCGACAUAUCACAGGUCUCAUUAACGACAGGACUGUACAUGUUAGGUUUAGGCCUUGGCUGUGUUAUAUUCUCGCCAACGGCCAUUUUAUACGGAAAGCGGCCAGUUUACCUCUUUGGCUCUAUCCUAUUCAUCCUUUCCGCCGUGUGGUGCGCAUUGUCACCUAGUUUCACCUCUCUCAUUCUUGCCCGCAUUUUCCAAGGCAUCGCAGUCAGUCCCGUAGAAUGUCUCCCCUCUGCUACUAUUGCCGAGAUUUUUUUCCUGCAUGAGCGAGCCUUUCGAAUCGGUAUAUACACGCUGUUGUUGCUCGGCGGAAAGAAUCUCGUGCCGCUUGUUAGUGCUGUCAUUAUUAACGCUCUUGACUGGCGCUGGGUAUUUUGGAUUGUUGCUAUCGUUGUCGGUUUCUGCGGUAUUCUCCUGUUUCUCUUCGUUCCUGAGACUUUCUGGGAUCGAACGCCUAUUCCGAAAUCACAACGCCGAGUCGUCAAGAGACCAAGCUUUUUCAGCAGAAGGUCAUCCGCCAGACAUGCUGUGCCCAGGGUAUCCGAGACAGCCGGCGUAAAUACUACACUUACCGAGAAGCCUACUCAUGAAACUAGUGAUUUUAAGCCUGCGGAAGAGAAGCAGCAUAUGGAGCGGCCGGGGCAGCAGCGUCAUGUCGGCUUCGCCCCUGAGGCGGAAGAGCAUCCAACUUCAGAGGCAAGACUAGGAGACCACGAUGCACCCUCACCAACCGGAGGGGCUAUGCACUCGGCCUUACCAUCACAAGAUAAUGAGACAUUAGCAGAUGCUACAAAGUCUGCAAUCAACUUACAAGGAGAGGAUAGGUUGCGAUCCAGCUCUUCUCGCCCUCCAAGUGAGCGGGCAAUGUCACAUCACAGUAUCUAUUCGCCGAAGAACAUCACCCCCGCGGGCAGUCAUUUGCACUCACCUAAUUUGCACGACGUUAACUCAGCCUUGAGUGACCAUCUGUCUACCACCAACUCUCAGCGAGACCCAGAAGCGCAACGUCCCGCGCCUCAUCGCCUCGUUUCGGACACAGAUAGCGAAAGGAUGUCAUUCUCCAAUCUCAAUGCGGCGACGAUGGGACAAGUGUACACUCACAGACUACGAGAAGCACCACGUCAAUCGUUCAAGUCGCAGCUCAGGAUCUUCCACGGCCGCAUCAACCAAGAUAAAUGGUGGAAGGCCGCCGUUCGACCUUUUAUUCUAUACUCGUAUCCUGCCGUUCUCUGGUCCUCGGCCGUCUACGCUUGCUCCGUAGGCUGGUUGAUCGUCAUCUCCGAGUGCGUCGCCGUCAUCUACCGAGAAGGAUACUACGAGUUCGACGCGCUACAGACCGGCCUUGUCUACAUCGCCCCGUUCGUCGGCGGCGUCCUGGGCACGGGCGUGGCGGGCCGGGUCAGUGAUAUCAUCGUUAAGGCCAUGGCUCGGCGCAACGGCGGUCUCUACGAGCCUGAGUUCAGACUCGUCAUGGCCAUUCCCAUCACCAUCACCACCGUCAUCGGGCUGAUCGGAUUCGGAUGGUCCGCACAAGCCGAGGAUCCGUGGAUCGUGCCCACCGUCUUCUUCGGCGUCGUGUCCUUUGGGUGCUCACUGGGGUCCACGACGGCGAUUACGUUCUGCGUCGAUAGUUACCGACAAUAUGCGGGCGAGGCGCUCGUCACGCUCAAUUUCAGCAAGAACGUCCUGCACGGGCUCGUCUUCAGCUUCUUCGUGACCGGAUGGCUCAAGGACGACGGCUCCAAGUCUGUCUUUGUCUGGAUCGGCGUCAUCCAGCUCAUUGUCCUGCUCUCGACUAUCCCCAUGUAUAUAUAUGGCAAGAGAGCGCGCAUGUGGACCGUGAGGAUGAACUUCAUGGAGAAGUUUUAGCAUGUUUUUAUGCACCCGUAGCGUUUGGAAAGGAGAUGGCGAAUAGGAACGAAUGGUUUUAGAUGCCGGGGCUAUUAGCGUGGGAUUUUACGAUUGGGAAAUUCUGUUUGUUUUAUGGUAGAUUCGACUAUUUUGAUCAUGGCGUAAGGCGUUCAAGGCAAUUGGGUAUACAUACCAAUGAAUGCAAUGAAUGGACGACUCUGUCUUAUUCCUCUAUCCCCGAGGGUACCGGUGAUAUC
Messenger RNA from Xylaria bambusicola, 2785 nucleotides. Its product is annotated as major facilitator superfamily domain-containing protein. NCBI's taxonomy places the organism in Eukaryota, Fungi, Ascomycota, Sordariomycetes, Xylariales, Xylariaceae. The transcript has 6 exons. Gene Ontology annotation, biological process: transmembrane transport. Gene Ontology annotation, molecular function: transmembrane transporter activity. The coding region runs from base 180 to 2546 and encodes 788 amino acids. The record is from RefSeq and is a predicted model, not a curated record.